Molecule: messenger RNA, 565 nt
Organism: Closterium sp. NIES-67
Lineage: Eukaryota; Viridiplantae; Streptophyta; Zygnematophyceae; Desmidiales; Closteriaceae
Source: the annotation of a GenBank genome assembly
UUCCCGCCAUGUUGCUCACUCUCGGUCGAGUCUGCUGGUUUCUCUGUCGCGUUGACCCCUACUUUCUCAGAGGGUGGUGGAGUCGUCGGAGGGAUUGGCUCUCUUUCCCAUCAUACGCAAUCCUUUGCUCUGCUUCACCUGGAUUCCUCCUCCUUCCUUUCUCUCCCUCUCCUCUGCUCCUCACUUCAUUCUCCCGAUUGUUUCUUCCCCCCCUUUUCCUUCGAUCUCGUUCCCGAUCCCCCUCAGUUUGUGGUCCCCACAUCCAUGUCAGCAGUCUACCAGGGCGAGACGGACAGCGACUAUACGCCCCAGGCCUCUGCUUCUCACUGAACUUAAAACCCCAAUCAUGACUGGCAAGCGGGAAGUGCGAGCGCAGGUGUUGAGUGAAGAGUGAGUGAGAGAAUGAUAGGUGGCUGGCCUGGGCGUUCUCUCAACUAAUUGAAGCUGCAUAGGCGAGGUUGUCAACUUAUACAUAUUAUCUAUGUAGAAGUUAUAGGCUAGACUGAGGUAUGCUUCUAGUGAGUACAACCAACUAGUAUUUGUUCUAGGUUUCCACCUCUAGUAA